AUCGCGAACGGAGCAGACGUCGAGUUGUGUUUUGGGAAUUAGAGACGCUAGAGCGCUAGCGAUAAAGGAGGAAAAGCGGCGGCCUCUUUGAAACAUAUCUGAUAGUACACAGACGUAUAUAUAUACACAUAUUCCCGGUUAUUACAUUAGCAACUGUGUGUGUGGAGUCGGGAAAACUGUGAGAAAACCCGCGAGUGUCGCGACCUCGGAAGGAAGCUGUGUGCUGGCGGCCAUGAGGCGAUUCAAGUGUUCCGUGUUCUUGUAUCUUUUCCUGAUCUUGGACACCGGUGGCCAUGCCUUCAGCAUCAUCGGCCUCAACAAGCAGAUGCUGUACGAUUAUGAGGGCAAUGUCCUGGUGGGUGCGAAGCCCCAGGACGAGGGUCAUCCCUCGCCACCCACCUCCGGCUGGAUAGUGCGCGGAAAGCUCACGUUACAGCGGCAGAGCGAGCUGGUCCUGGCAGCGGCGCUGGUCAUUGACGAUGUAACGUUGAACAACUCCGGUGAGAAAUUCCUGCAGAACAAGGAGAUGUACCCGCCCUACAAGCCCUUCAAGAUAGUCCUCACGCCGGAGGGCGCCAUCUCGCAUGUGGUCUUCAAGGAAGCGGAUCCCAUUUGGAGCAUGAACUUUAAGCGGGCCAUUGCCUCCGUGCUGCAGUUCCAGAUGAAGUCCAGCGGGGCAUUUGUUGUGGAUGAGCUUGGUAUCCAUGGCACCUGCCGCACAGAGUAUUUUGUGUCCAACAAGACCAGCUAUAUCUCCAUCCGCAAGACGCCGGAGCUGAAGACCUGCCAGCCCUACUCGGAGGCGGUGCACACCACUCGGAGCAACGUGCCGCCGAAUACUUGCGAAUAUGACCACCAGAAGAGCGUGAUCAUCGGCAACGAGGCCGUCUACGGAAUGCUGCCGCACAACGAGACGGGCUAUUUCUUGAGCACGGCCCACGCCAAGGGUACCACCCUGAUCCACACAUUCGAGUCCACCGGGGAGGCGCAGUUCAUCAACUCGGAGCUGCUGCUCAACUUCCAGAACGAGACGCCCAUAGACAAUCCCAUCGAUAUUGAAACGUCAAUGGGGCCAGAGCCCUCCAAUCUGGAAUUACAACCGCUGGACCCCAACGAUCCGACAGGCGGAAGGAAUCCUCAGCAGCAGGAAACGCUGGUUGCCCAGGCGGGCUCUCUGCUGGACAUCUUGGCGGAGGGUCUCGAGAGCACGGAAUUUAAGUUCUCCGAGCCGUACGAUUCAACGCUCUCGGACGUGAUCAAGUUACUCAGCGAGAUGGACUUCGAUUCGCUGACCAAGCUCUACCGCGAGGUGGACAUCGGCACGUCGUACCGCCAGGAGACAAUCCGAAAUAUCUUUCACGAAAUUAUACCACGCAUCGGAACCAAGGCCUCGGUCUUUCUCACCCAUCACCUGGUGGUGAAUAAAAUGACCAAGCCGCAGAUAGCAGUGCAGCUGCUUAUUCCAAUGCCCUUUCACAUUUUCGAACUCUCCGCGGAGCUGGUGCACAAGUGCGAAGAUUUCCUCAAGAUUGGGCCGGAUCGCUCGGAUGUGCGACAGGCAGCCAUCCUCAGCUAUGCCACCCUCAUCCACAACGUGUACGUGGCCAAGGGCAUCGACAAGGAAGAGUUUGAGGAGUAUGUCCAGAAGUAUUUCAAUGCCUAUCUGAGCGAUCGCGACUUCGACCAGAAGAUGCUGUACCUGCAGGGUCUGAACAACCUUCAGUUGGGCAGCGUGGCCGACUACCUGGAGCCCAUCGUCCAGGAUCCCAACGAGCACGAGGAUCUCAAGUUCCAGGCAGCCUGGACGACUUUGGCGCUGGCAGACAGUCGGGCGGAGCGCAUUUACGAGAUAUACUGGCCAAUCUUCGAGUCUCGCAACGCCAGCCUGGAGCUCAGAGUGGCGGCAGUCACCCUACUACUAAUCUCCAAUCCCACUGCUGCUCGUCUGAUCAGCAUCCAUCGCAUCAUCCAGAGCGAGACGGACCCGCACAUGAUCAACUACUACAGGACAACGGUGACCAGCAUAUCGGAGACGACCUAUCCCUGCUACCAAAAGCUACGCCGCCUUCUGUCCUACAUGCACCGCCAUCUGCCCAAAAAGCCGGAACCACGCUAUUGGGUCACCGGCAACUACAUCUUCGACUACCGCGACUCCAAGUUCGGAAUCGGAGCGAUGCUGCAGGUCUUCCUCGUAGGCGAUCCCAAGUCUGAUAUGCCCGUGGUGGCCUUCUUCAAGUUCGACACCGAGGCACUCGGCAAGUUCACGGGUCAACUGGCGCUGUACAUCAAAGCGCGCGGUCUGCCGGAUACCAUCCUGAGCAAGAUGCAGUCGAGGAAUGACACCGAACCGUUCACCUUCAAGAGCAUCAAGACUCUUCUGGCCAUGCUGCAGGCACCGAUCGUCAACUCCAAGGACCUGCACCUGGAGUUCAUCCUGCAGAUGGAGGGCAAGACGGUUCUCUCUUACUACCUCAACCAGCGCAUGUUCCGCCAACUGACCUACGACAACAUUCUGGAGCGGAUGCAGCAGAUUAUACGGACGGACAGUCACAUCAAUAUGCAGACGGUGCGAUGGCCUUUCAUGAACCGCUACUCAGUACCCACUGUGCUGGGCACCUCCUCGGACGUCCUGCUGCAGACCACGGUCCUGACUUCACUGCGCGGCAAUAUAACCGAGCAGCGCACUCCGCCGAUAUCGAAGCAUACAUUAGAGAUCGAUGCCCGAUACUCGUCGUACGCCUCAGUGCGCAGUCGCAGCUAUAAUCCGUUCCUGAACCUGGACCACGAGAUCAACCGGGAGCAGGGCUUCCUUAUCUACAUCCCCUUUAGCAGCGAGCUAAACCUCAAUGAGAGCGGCAGUAAGUGCCGGCGCUACUCCUUCUCACGGCCCCAGAACCUGACCAGCGGCCUGUCCUUUAAAUCGCGAGCUGUGACCAAGACCAGGGGUUUGAUAACCAAGACAGCGGCGGCGCCCUUCGAGGAGAUCAUGUUGCCCGAGAGUCGGAAUGAUGUGGUCCAGCUUUUCAAUUACUCCAUGCCCGAUUUUGGGGUACAGAUGGGCAUCCACACGAACCUCAACGAGCUGAUCAAGUACCGAGGGAUGCUACUCAAGUCCGAGUUCACGGAAAAUGGCUUCUCCGGCAACAUGGUGGUCAAUGUCCUGAUGUACGUUUUUGGCUUCACCCAGCUGAGCUCCAUUCACCUGGGACACGAUCGGAACUUUACCAUGCUACUGUACAACGAAAAGGCCACCAGAAUCGAGGGCAACUUUUGUACGGAGGAUGUGUUAAAGACGUCCGAGCUCAAGGGGAAGUUAAUUGGCCUAACCCUUGAGCACACAGAUAACCAACUGGAGGCGCAUCCCGCCGAGGAGUCGGCUCAUGUGAAUGCUCUGCACAGAUGGAACAUCACCCUGGACGUCCAGGGCUCGACGAAAUCCAACUGGUUUAAGGUGAUUGGCCAGAUACAACGCAACUCAAAGGAUGACGAGGAAGACUGGAAGGCCUGCACCAAGUUGACUUACGAGCCUCUGGUAUUCACCAAACGACCUCACACACUCAACGGCAAUGUGGUGUUCGGCGUGGCCACAGUGGAGGGUGAGUGCCCGGAGAAGGGGUCUGCAGUGCAGUUUGCAGCUCGAGCUGGGCCAUCAGAGCAUGCCCGUGCCUUCCUGAGCUCCGAGACGAGUUCGCUUUCCGACUUCUGUCCCAAGGAGGUGCUGAAGUUCUCGCCAAUUCCCACGUCCAAGUACUGCAAGCGUAGCAAUUUCGAGAACUUUACAUCGAUCACGCAGUACGACAUGGACCUGAAGUUCAAUAAUAUGCCCGCCUGGUUCGAAUUGUGGUCUAACCGACUGGACCAUCUGGUUUCCGCCUUAUCCGCCGAUAAAGUGGACAGCUUGCACAUGGGCGAGGAGAUCAAUAUCUCCAUGCACACACCCCACGACUACUUCAGGCUAGCGGUAGAGGUCAACGGGGCCAAGUGGCGCUUCCACCAGAUUCCCUUCUUGUACAAACUGGACUCCAAGUUUGAUGCCUCCCACGAACUCACCUACGACUCGGGUCUGAAGCGCUCCUGCUCAGUGAUCAGCGGGAUGGUCAGCUCCUUUGAUGAUUACCUAAUUAAUCUGAAGGAGAUUGAGACGCGCCCACAGUGCCUAACUCUUCUGGUGGCCGAUUGCUCGCCGCAGCCGCGAAUGGCCGUAUUUGUGACGCCAUCGGCUGAAAAUGGAUUGGCCGGCAACUUUGGAUUGCGCAUUCAUAUAGGUCAGAAUUUCUUCGAUUUGCACUCUAGAAGCAACAGCAGCCAGCCCACCACGACUGAGCCAGUCUUCAUCUAUCUCAACCAGGACCAAACACCGCACGAUGUGCGCCAGAAGCCCUACCAGUGGCCCCUCGAGGCUAGCGACUACGAUUUUCGCGUGGAGCUGAACGAACAAAAUAUCCUGAUCGUGGAGUGCACGCAGCUGAGUUCCACCAUUCAGUUCGACCUGUACAAUAUCCUCAACUUCGAGAUAUACGGCUUGUACAAGCACCAGAUGUGCGGCCUCUGUAGCAAGCCGGUGAACCGCAUGCAGAACUACACGAUCUGCGAGCUGGAGUCGAGUAGCACCCCAACGCCCGUCCAGCUGCCAAAGUCCUCCUCCGACGUAGUUGUAGUCGCAUCCUAAGCAUAAUGUGUGUGUUUAAUCUAAAAUAAAAAGGAAGAAGAGGCCCAGCAGAAGGGGAGAACAUGCAAA
Drosophila kikkawai is the source of this 4738-nucleotide messenger RNA. It is a transcript of the gene cv-d, whose product is annotated as crossveinless d. Gene Ontology annotation, biological process: lipid transport. Gene Ontology annotation, molecular function: lipid carrier activity. NCBI's taxonomy places the organism in Eukaryota, Metazoa, Arthropoda, Insecta, Diptera, Drosophilidae. The record is from RefSeq and is a predicted model, not a curated record.